AUGGAGGGGGCUCUCAGAACACCGAAUACGCAGCCACAGUCGUCGAAACAGAUGUCUUCGCGGCUAAUGAACAUGAAGUUCAUGCAACGCGCAACAGCGUCUACACCACCAAACCAACGAGGAGGCCCGCAAACACCGUCUACCGAACCAGCAUCCAAACGCCGAAAGACCCAUGACGCCGGUACGUCGCCCUCCCGCUCGGUAUCCUCCACCCCAGGAGGAACACCAUAUGCAGCAGAAAACCGCCCGAUGCAACAAUCCUCUAAUGCAUUACACGAUAUUCUGAGAAGAGGAGGAACAAGCACGUUCUUCCGCGGUGAAGGCGCAGAUACGGAAUGGGUCUUGGAUUUGAAGCUCCCUGCGGCGGCGGCCCCAAACAAGCCACAUUUGAAGAACAUCCGAAGCAAUAAUCACCGCACCAUCGGCGGCAAUGAGUCGGCGAUCCCGGGACUCGGUGAAGUCGACGACGAAAACGACGCUGAAACCUCACAAUAUAAAGAGGAGGAGGAGGAGGAGGAGGAGGAUAUUUGGUAUGACCAAUUGGCAGGCCGGCAGACAUACGGCUCAUUCAAGCGCAAAAACAAGACGGGGGACAAGCGUAAGAGUACGAACGGCGAGGCCGGCGACGAUGAUGACGACGACGAAGAUCUCAGCUCUGCGUCACACUCUUCUGCCUCGGACUCAGAUUCUGACCGACAAUACGGUACCCCACAGAAAAAUAAGAGCAAGAAGCAGCAGCAGCCCGGUCGAGACAAGAAACAUGCCGCAGCCGCAGCCGCCGGCGCCGAGAACUCUGACGAGGAAAUGCGCAGAGUCAGGCGCGCCAUGGAGCAGAAACACGAUCGUAUGGCGGGUCUGGGUGGCGGUGGAAGAAAACAACAGCGCGGACAGGACGGACUCAGCCACGAUCGCGGUCGGCGUGGUUACGGCGACAGCGCGAGAAGGUCUAAAAAGGCCCGGAAGACGAUUUGA
Exophiala aquamarina CBS 119918 is the source of this 972-nucleotide messenger RNA. RefSeq lists its product as uncharacterized. The transcript is spliced from 3 exons. Lineage: Eukaryota; Fungi; Ascomycota; Eurotiomycetes; Chaetothyriales; Herpotrichiellaceae. The coding region runs from base 1 to 972 and encodes 323 amino acids. The record is from RefSeq and is a predicted model, not a curated record.